CCACACACCGAAUCCAAAACAAGCACAGCUCCGAGUGCCCCGAGCCGAGUGCCGCUUUCAGGCAGAGAUGCAAGCAAGAUUGGAACAGGCCAUCGAGGCGAAUCAUCGCUUUCAGUUGAUGCUGCAGGAGCUUUGCCUUGAAGAGCCUCGGGCAGCUGGGGGAAGACCGAGGGCCUUUGAAUUUCGCCGUGUAUGGAAUCAGUCUCCCAGAAAUUCUGCACAAGAGUUGUCAAGAAGCGCAAGCCAAAGACAGCGGGCUCCCGCGGAACGAUGCAAAGUGUCAAAGGAGAGGUCCCGAAGUGACUCCUGCGGGACAUCCCCUCGACAGGUGCCGAGUUCUCCGCGGUAUCUCGCUCAAACAGCAUCCUCAAGAAGGCGGUCAGAAUCUUCAAGGAGAGCUGCUGUCCGUCAAGAGCAAGUGUGUUUGCGGCAGGGCAGUUCGCCCAACCAAACAUUGUUGCCCAUCCGCGAGGUUCAAAGGGUGCUGACGCCAAAGCAGGUUUGCAUAGACAGAGUGUCAGAUGAGGCACGGCAGUUGGAGCGAAAGGUAAACCAACAAAGCACCUGGAAAAUUACCUUAGUCGGGUCCAAAGAGACCAAAGAUGCCAAAUUACUAGAAGGGGAGCAAAAAGGAGAAGAAUUGAAUUUGAGUUGCAGAGAGAGGUACAGUCUACUUCGCAAAGCCUUUUUGGCAAACGCAUAAGCUGCGAGAGUUCCUUGCAACUAAGAGCUUCGGUGAUACCAAGGUGGUACCGGCUUCGUUGAGGAUCUUGCGUAGUGGCCUAAUAUGUGGGCAAGUUGGAAAGACGAGUUCAAGACAAAAGACAGA
Messenger RNA from Durusdinium trenchii, 829 nucleotides. The record is from the annotation of a GenBank genome assembly. NCBI's taxonomy places the organism in Eukaryota, Dinophyceae, Suessiales, Symbiodiniaceae.